Molecule: messenger RNA, 3288 nt
Organism: Zasmidium cellare ATCC 36951
Lineage: Eukaryota; Fungi; Ascomycota; Dothideomycetes; Mycosphaerellales; Mycosphaerellaceae
Product: glycoside hydrolase family 38 protein
Exons: 1
Coding region: 1-3288 (1095 amino acids)
Biological process (GO): oligosaccharide catabolic process; mannose metabolic process
Cellular component (GO): fungal-type vacuole membrane
Molecular function (GO): alpha-mannosidase activity; carbohydrate binding
Source: RefSeq, a predicted model, not a curated record
AUGGGAGGCGAAUCGUCCCACAAGAUGGCCUCGUCUGCUCCAUCCUACCCGCAGCUGGCCGAACGCCCCAAGGGCAAGCUGAUUCACUCCAUUUACCAGGAUCGUCUGAAGCAGUUCACCGACGGCGGACAGUACCGACAACAAGGCUUGCUGGCCAAGCUCUACGACGGCCGUGUCUCUGGAGACAAGCAUGUCAAGCUGUCAGUAUGGGAUGCACCGGAUCUCUCGCGCCCCACCUUCGACGAGGCAACCAGCAAAGAGAAUGAAUACAAGAAGACCGAAAAGGGUCAGUGGUUUGGACCGAGUUGGAGCACACACUGGUUCAAAGUGCACUUUACAGUGCCUAAAGACUGGGACUACAAGUCGUUGAUAGAGCUGCAUUGGGACGCCAGCUGCGAAGGCAUGGUCUGGACCCACGAUGGCAAGCCUCUGCAAGGUCUGACAGGCAAUGGCGAAAGAAUCGAAUGGAUCGUUCCCAAAGAGUACAGAGACGGCAAAGAGCACACCAUUUAUAUCGAGACUGCCUGCAAUGGCAUGUUCGGCAAUGCUCCCGGCGGUGAUUCCAUCCAGCCGCCUGAUCCCAACAAGUACUUCCAACUGAAAGAGGCCGACCUCGUCAGUGUGAACGAACAAGCUCGAGCUUUGUUCUACGACUUCUGGAUCAUUGGCGAUGCCGCACGAGAAUUCCCAACCGACAGCUGGGAAGAGCAUGCCGCUUUGCAAGUCUGCAACGAGAUCAUGGACUGUUUCAUCGAAGGCAAAGGCUCCAAUGCAUGCAUCUUGAAGUGUCGAGAGAUUGCAAAGAGAUAUGUCGGCGAGAAGGUCGAUUCAGCACAUGUAUACGACCUCGAGCCUGAGAAAGAGGUGCUGAUCAGUGGGAUUGGUCACUGUCACAUCGAUACUUGCUGGUUGUGGCCUUGGGCUGAGACGAAACGCAAGAUUGCUCGCAGUUGGUCCAAUCAAUGCGACCUGCUGGAUCGAUACCCAGAACACCGCUUCUGUGCAUCACAAGCUCAGCAGUACAAGUGGUUGGAGAAGUACUACCCAUACGCCUUCGAUCGGGUCAAGGAUCAUGUCAAGAAGGGCACCUUCCAGCCCAUCGGUGGCAGCUGGGUUGAACAUGACACCAACCUGCCGUCAGGAGAAUCUCUUGUUCGUCAAUUUGUCUACGGCCAGCGAUACUUUGAAUCUCGAUUUGGCGAGAGAUGCCGAACAUUCUGGCUGCCUGACACGUUCGGCUACUCCUCCCAAAUCCCACAACUCUGCCGACUGGCUGGUAUGGAUCGCUUCUUCACGCAGAAGCUCAGCUGGAACAACAUCAACAACUUCCCACACACCACCUUCAACUGGGUCAGUCUGGACGGCAGCCAAGUCAUCUGCCACAUGGCGCCGUCUGAGACCUACACUGCUGAGGCACACUUUGGUGAUGUCAAGCGGUCUGUGACCCAACACAAGAGCAUGGACCAAGAUCCGACAUCUUUGCUUGUUUUUGGAAAGGGUGAUGGUGGAGGUGGUCCAACCUUUGAACAUAUUGAGAAGCUUCGUCGCUGCCGUGGUAUCAGCGACAAAGUUGGCCUCCUGCCUCGAGUCCACAUGGGCUAUAGUGUUGAAGACUUCUUCGACCGACUCGAAAACAACGCUGCCACCGGCAAGACCGAGUUUGUGACGUGGUAUGGUGAGCUGUACUUUGAGCUCCACCGCGGCACAUACACCACUCAAGCCAACAACAAGCGCAACAACCGCUUGUCUGAGAUUCUCCUUCACGAUAUUGAAUAUCUUGGCACGCUGGCCACUAUCAAGGGUGACAAGGCAUACAAAUAUCCAAAGAAGGAGAUUGACGAGAUGUGGGAGAAUGUGCUGCUGUGUCAGUUCCACGACUGUCUUCCAGGUUCUGCCAUCGAGAUGUGUUACGAUGAUUCAGCUGAACUAUAUGCCAAAGUCUUCAAGACCGGCAAGAAGGCGUUGAAGGAUGCUCUGACAGCGCUCGGUUUUGAAGAUAAGAAAGACGCCAAACCCGUCGCCUUGAACACUCUCGGCUGGCAACGACAUGAGCUCGCCAUGCACCAGACAUCCUCCGGCCUCACCCACAGCGCCGAGAUCAUCGGCCAGCCAGCCGGUGUCAAUACCAAGACUGGCGACUUCCUCGAAGUGGCCUCCGUCAACGAAAUGGAAGACGGCAGCUUCCUCCUCGAAAACUCCAAACUCCAAGUCAAGGUCUCCGACGGCGUCAUCACCUCCCUCUACGACAAGUCCGCCAAACGGGAAUCCAUCCCCAAAGGCAGCAAAGCCAACCAACUCGUCAUCUUCGACGACAAGCCCCUCUACUGGCAAGCCUGGGACGUCGAAGUCUUCCACCUGCACUCCCGCAAAGAACUCCCCGCCACACCCAACACCACCUCCAUCACGGAAAACUCCCCCUUCCGCGUCGCCGUCACCACCACGACCAAAAUCUCCGACGAAUCCUGGAUCAAAACCACCAUCUUCCUCUCCGCCGUCACCUCCUCCGCCCCGACCUCCUACGUCGAAGUAUCCGCCGAAGUCGAAUGGCGCGAAACGAUGAAAUUCCUCAAAGUCGAAUUCCCCACCACCAUCAAAAACACCGAAGCCUCCUACGAAACGCAAUUCGGCCUCGUCAAGCGCCCCACGCACUACAACACCACCUGGGACAUGGCGAAGUUCGAAGUCUGCUGCCACAAAUGGGCGGAUUUGUCGGAACACGGUUACGGCGUGAGCAUCCUCAACGACAGCAAGUACGGCAUCGCGACGGUCGGAAACCUCAUGCGUCUCUCCCUCCUCCGCGCCCCGAAAGCCCCCGACGCCCACGCGGACAUGGGGCGCCACCACAUCAAAUGGGCGAUUCUCCCCCGCGCAGGCGGCCUCGACCACCGCACCGUCCGCGCCGCGUUCGAGUUCAACAACCCCCUCUCCAUCCACCGCCACCCGAACCCGGAGGCGAUCUCGGACCUCCUCUCGGCCUUCAAACUCACGCCUUCCUCCUCCCCCUCCCUCGUCAUCGACACGAUCAAGCGGGGCGAAGACGACGCCGACGCUUCGAACCAUGAACUCCCCUCGAAAACCUCCAAAGACCGCCACGUCAUCCUCAGGAUCUACGACAGUUUGGGUGGGACGAGUCGCGGUGUCGUGGAGUUUGGGAGUGUCAAAGUGAAGAAGGCGUGGAAGGUGAAUUUGUUGGAGGAUGUGAUUGAGGAAGUGGAGGUGGGGAAGGAAGGGUUGGAGGUCGAGUUGAGGGCUUUUGAGGUGGGGACUUGGAAGGUGCUUUUGGGGUAG